CAAAAGAAUGACGACAUCUACGACCACGACAGGAAACUCACUCGCGGCAGUUGAAGAGCCCGUUCUGGAUCACGUUGCCAACGUUACGGUCAAAGGAAAGUGUUCAAACGGGUCGUAAACGAUGCUGCAGCCGCUUCCAACAGAGGGACGAGUGUCGGCGGGGAGCUGCGAUGAAGACCGCCCGACGGGAAACACACAGGAGCCGAGGCAGAGUGAGGAUGAGGAGGGAACCCCGUUCAUCUUCACCCCGCAGCUCAUCCGCCUGCACAAGGACCACGAGCUGUUCGAGGAUGGGGACGUUCACAGACACAUGUAUCUACAAGACCUCUACAUCUCAGAGGCAGACGACAAGACCACACUCUGUGUGUCAGAGUUUGCCUGUCACAUUUCUGGCUGCAGUGCAGUCUUCAGCACUUUGGAGGAGUAUGAGCACCACUACAACUCCCUGCACAGACACGUGUGCUGCUCCUGCCGUCGCUCCCUGCCGAGUGCCCGGCUCCUAGACAUUCACAUUCAGGAGUGGCACGACUCUCUCUUCACUAUCCUCGCCCAGAGGCAAGAUAUGUACCAGUGUUUGGUGGAGGGCUGUGGACAGAAGUUCAGAACUAGUAAACACCGGAAGGAUCAUCUAAUAAGAAUUCACAAGUAUCCUCCGGACUUCAGAUUUGACAAAACCAAAAAGGACCGACGAACCCGAGAGACGAAGAGACCGCAGCAGAAAGACACAGCCAUGGAGGUAGUGGAUGAUGUGUGUGAGUCCGAGGGUGUGUGUGAGGUUAUGUGCGAUGUGUUGUCCGACCAACCCGAGCAUGGGGAAUCCAUGGAGACGCAUGUGUCCGAGGAAGAAGCUGCUCGCAUGGCAAAGUCUACCUCCGCUGAGGAGCACGCAGAUCUUUCUGCUGCAGCCCACGGUGCUGGGAAUAUAAGCACCGAGCCACUACAACCACGAUACUCCUACAGGGUUCCUACAACUGUGUGCUUCGGUCACGGCUCCGUCCGAGGCUUCAGAGGGCGGCGGGGAAGGAGGAAAUGAGACACCAGAAUUGAGCCUUCUAUCUUUCUAAGAUGUAUAACUUUAUACUCUUGUCGUGUAACAAAAUGUAUUUACUGUCAUGUGUGUAAUUAACAUUAAAAUGAGUUUUAUUUUACACAAAAAAAA
Dicentrarchus labrax (European seabass) is the source of this 1159-nucleotide messenger RNA. RefSeq names its product zinc finger protein 511 (gene znf511). The coding region runs from base 122 to 1033 and encodes 303 amino acids. Lineage: Eukaryota; Metazoa; Chordata; Actinopteri; Moronidae. The transcript has 6 exons. The record is from RefSeq and is a predicted model, not a curated record.